CAUAAAUUCAAAUAUGCAAUCUCUAUUUGUAAAGUGUUAGAAAUGUCAACAAAGACCAGCGACAAUCAAAUGUUCCUAAUGUCGUUAUGGUUAAACUUAUCGACUCUGUUAUUCCUGUGAUUCAUAAAUUCAUAAUCGCACAGGCCCAAUCGACUAAUAACACAAAACAGAAAUCAUUCCCUAUCAAGGUACACCUAUUUGAUAAAGUUAGAAAUGUAUCAAAAGAAUUAGAACUUUGUUCCAGCUCCCUCUAAAUUCGAACAAUCAAAUUAAAUUAAAAAGAAUGAGUUUAAAGCUCAACCACCAACUAAGGAUUAUUUAUCUAGUGAAACCAGAAAGCCUGAUUAUUCUAAAACUAUUGAUGUUAAUAGGAAACCAGAAUAUCCAGAAAAGAAACAUGAUUAUUUAGAUAAAAAACUUGAUAGCCAUGACAAAAGAUAUGAUUAGCAAUACUCAGGUUUUGAUAAAAAAUAGUAUACAUCCAAUCAAAAACCUUAAGAGAUUGAUAGACCUAGUUAAUCAGUUAUGAAUCAAUUAAAAGAUGAAUAAUAAUAAACAGAAAGACUUAGAGCUGAGUUGAAUAUGGCAAAAGAUAGAGAAAAGGACUUUUAAAAGCGUUUGUAAAACUAAAUUUUUAAUUUAAAUUAGAGCCAAGUUAGAAUAGGAUUAUGAAUCAAAACAUAGAGAAGAUAAACAAAAAAUCUAAUAAUUAUAAGAUGAAAAUAAAAACUUAAAUUCAAAACUCAAUUAAGCUAAUAGGCAUUUGCAAGAUGAAAUCAAUAAAGUGAGACAAUAGUACGAAUCCUAACUUAACGAACUUGAACAAGCUUACAAUGAGAAGGAAUAACAAUUGGAAUAGAUAACUCAAGAAUUUAAUUUAGUAAUGAAUCAUAAUAUAAUUUAUUAGGAGGAUAUAUAAAAAAAAAUCGAAGAACUACAAUAAGAGUCAGAUAUGAAAGACUAAAUUAUUGAAUAAUACUAAUAGUAACUUCAAGAUAUGUAAGAAGCAAUUCAAUAAAUUCAAGAGGAGUAAGCAAACAAUAGUAGAAAUACAAGAAAUCAAUUCUCAUCUAAUAAGAAAUUAUCAAAGAGUUAGGAUAAUGAUAAGGAUCAAUUGAUAUAGAACUUACAACAAUAGCUUGAAGCAAAAGAUGAGGAUUGUAGAAGAUUAGAAGGUAUUAAAAUACAUAUCUUUAUUAUUAGACUUGAUAGAAAAUUUUAAACCAUUGUAUUAAAAUUUAAGUGAUGAAAAAUAACAAUUAUAAGAGGAAGUUGAGAAAUUAGCCAAUGAAAACAAUCAGUUUAGAGAGAUCUUUAGUGUAAUAUAUUACAAAAAUUUAGUAAAACUUACACUUAUUUGGAAUUGACCCUGAGUAAUUGAAUGAAGAAGGUGAGGAAGGAGAAGGUGAAGGCGAAUAUCCUGAAGAAAUUGCUGAGGAAAAUGAUGAUCAAAAUGAUUGAACAAUUUUAC
Molecule: messenger RNA, 1471 nt
Organism: Paramecium octaurelia
Lineage: Eukaryota; Ciliophora; Oligohymenophorea; Peniculida; Parameciidae
Source: the annotation of a GenBank genome assembly